GCCACAAUUUUGUUGCGGCUCUCUCUCUUCAAUCUCUCUCUCUCAGACUCGUUGGUAGAAAACACACACAAAACACAACACACUACAAACUACAAUAUAUUCAACCUUAGAUUUUCCGAGUGAGUUGAGUGAUUCUGACUCACCAACAUAUAUAUAACACCACGCACACACAUCACUCUCUCUCUCUCUCUCUCUCUCUCUCUCACUCACCACACUCUCACUCUCACUCACACUCACUCAGAUUUUUUGCUUCCCCUUUUUGAAUCCUUGUUGAUUUGGUUGGACAAUCUCCUCUGACUCCAAACAAAUCUCUAGAUUUCACCUCCAAUUACUCUUUCACUUUCAGGAUUUCGUUGACAUAUUGACUUGUCUUGUUCGGCACCAACUUCCAGUAACACUGUUGUGUGUGAGUUCUUGAGAGACCGUCUUCCAGAUGGGCUCCAGAAUUCCAUCUCAUCAGCUCAGCAAUGGCCUCUAUGUAUCAGGCCGGCCGGAGCAGCCUAAAGAAAGGACUCCAACUAUGACCUCAACGGCUAUGCCAUAUACUGGUGGAGACAUAAAAAAGUCAGGAGAAUUGGGAAAAAUGUUUGACAUCCCAGUUGAUGGCUCCAAAUCUCGGAAAUCUGGACCAAUAACUGGUGCUCCUACUCGGACGGGGUCAUUUGGAGGAGCCAGUUCACAUUCUGGACCAAUCCAGCCCAAUUCUGCUGCUCGGGCAGCCUAUACUUCAGGUCCAAUGACUUCUGGGGGCAUGCCUGGUUCAACUUCGCUAAAGAAAUCUAAUUCCGGACCAUUGAAUAAGCAUGGGGAACCUGUUAAAAAAUCUUCAGGUCCUCAGUCAGGUGGAGUAACACCUAUUGGGCGUCAAAAUUCUGGACCUCUGACUCCUGUUCUUCCAACGACAGGUCUUAUUACAUCUGGGCCUAUAUCGUCUGGCCCUCUAAACUCUUCCGGGGCCCCUCGGAAAGUCUCUGGUCCUUUGGAUGCGACGGGUUCCAUGAAGAUGCAAGGUUCUGCUGUAGUUAACAAUCAAGCUGUGACGGUUCUCAGUCAAGGUGAUGAGUAUUCCUUCAGGAGGAACUUUCCAAAGGCGAUGUUAUGGUUAUUAAUUCUGCUUUUUGUGAUGGGUUUCAUUGCUGGCGGUUUUAUUCUUGGAGCUGUAAGCAAUGCAACCCUCCUUAUUGUGGUUGUGGUUCUCUUUUGCUUAGUUAUUGCAUCUUUCACUUGGAAUACUUUUUGGGGAAGAAGAGCUAUUAUGGGUUUCAUCGCUCACUAUCCGGACUCCGAGCUCAGAACUGCUAAAAAUGGACAAUUUGUGAAAGUUUCCGGGGUUGUUACCUGCGGCAAUGUGCCUCUUGAGUCAUCCUUCCAGAAAGUCCCUAGAUGUGUAUAUACCUCGACAAGUUUGUACGAGUAUCGAGGAUGGGACUCAAAAGCUGCCAAUCCUACACACCGCCGGUUUACCUGGGGCCUUAGAUUGCUUGAAAGGCGUGUGGUUGACUUUUACAUCUCGGAUUUCCAAUCUGGUUUAAGAGCACUGGUUAAGACGGGGCACGGAGCAAGGGUGACCCCUUACGUCGAUGACUCGGUUCUCAUCAAUGUAAAUCCAACCAAAGAAGAACUGUCUCCGGAGUUCCUCCGUUGGUUGGGAGAGCGAAAUCUUUCAAGCGAUGACCGGAUCAUGCGCCUGGAAGAAGGAUACAUCAAAGAAGGUAGCACGGUAAGCGUGAUGGGGGUUGUGCAGAGGAAUGAGAAUGUGCUUAUGAUUGUUCCUCCGCCGGAGCCGAUAACUACCGGUUGCCAAUGGGCCAGGUGCAUCUUCCCGGCUAGCCUCGAGGGCAUCGUUCUAAGAUGUGAAGACACGUCGAAAACCGAUGUCAUACCAGUUUAACAGUUUGUGAAUUGAGAAGGAAGUUACUGCAGAAUCAUCUAAUUGGUGUUCUUAGAAGAAAAGUAUUCUUUUACCCUCUAUUAUUAGUGGUGGUGGGAUAAAUAUAUAUACACUCUUUUAUAGAAUUAUUAUUGAUUAAGAUGACAAAUUUGUGUGCUUUUAUGAUUCCAUUUUAUAGUUGUUGUAUAGCUUUAAGGCUUUUUCUUCUAGGGGUUGUAAACUUUGGUUAUGUUUGAUGAUGCAUGUGAAAAUUUAGUUUCUUACAUGUAUGUAUGAGCAUAUUGUGAUUAUGCUAACUUGCUAAAUAUAAUACAAGCUUUCAAGUGUUUCA
Messenger RNA from Arachis stenosperma, 2222 nucleotides. RefSeq lists its product as uncharacterized. The coding region runs from base 434 to 1891 and encodes 485 amino acids. NCBI's taxonomy places the organism in Eukaryota, Viridiplantae, Streptophyta, Magnoliopsida, Fabales, Fabaceae. The transcript is spliced from 5 exons. The record is from RefSeq and is a predicted model, not a curated record.